UAUCAUAUCUGGGCAGGAAGUGAAAUUAAAAUGCAGUUUUAAUGCCUGGCAUUUAUCAUCCAGAGGGGCCUGGGACACUGGGACACCCUGGUCCAACGGGACACCCUGGCCCUGGGGGACACCAUAUGGAUGGUCCCAAUGGACCACCUGUGGGUGCAUAUCCUCCUAACGCACACAGGAGUUUAAGCAGAGAUCAGCUUGCGCGUGCUCUUUCCCUAGGAUCAGCUAAUAGAUCUAUGUUUAGGGACUAUUCACUGCCCGGAAACAUGUUCAAUGGAAAUUAUGGCGGUUUACCGGGACAUCCAGGAAAUCCGGGAAAACAUGGUCAUCCACCCGGACACCAAGGAAAUCUACUCGGACACCCAGGACAUGUUAGACAUCAUGGAAACACUGCACAAGGACCUUCCAGCCUUCCUGUUCAUCCAACUCAUCAACCCUUGAAGAAACAACUCUCCGCCAAGGAACUGACAGGUGCCCCACUAAUCAGCUAUAUGCCCAGAAAUAGGAAAGUGAAGAAAAAAAUGAGUGAUCCUAUGCUCCGCAACCGUCACUGUUCCCAGCCCAGUUCUAAUUUCUACUUGGGACAGAAUCUUUACAGAAACAUGUAUCUUCAGGAUGUUUAUCAUAACCCAGUGUUUGCUGUUCAGUCAACUCCUGUUUCUUCGGUCAAUCAUUACACUCAUCUUAGAAGGGAGAGUGUGGUAUCUACGUCCUGUGACACCUUGUCUGACUCCUACAGUUUGUCAAGUGAUGAUCUGGAUAAUUUUCUACCAAGGAUAAUUAAACCUAGAAGAAGGCGAAAGAAGGAGAAAAAAGAGAAAAAGGAGAAGAAGGAGAAGAAGAGAAGGGCUGAGGAGGAGAAGGAUGAGGCUGAAAACUGUCUGGGAUCUGAGAAACAAUGGUUGCCCCAGGGCCUCCUAUCCGCAGAGUCAAGUUUUGAUUCGAGAUCUGAAUCUGGAAGUUCUGAAGAUGAUUCACCAGUUCGACCCAAACUUAGCCACACCCUUUCAGUCCCCGCCUACUCCACCUACUCAAACUUCUCCAGCUAUCCCAGCCUAGAGGCGGGCAUUAGUAGACCCGCCCCCCGUCUUUCUAUCACCAGUGAUUACAGUAGUUUGAACAGUAAUCAUAGUGAUACACAGCCGUCAUCAUCUACAGAUCAUCUGUUUGAUUCUGACUCCUCUAGAUCUGAAUAUGAAACAAGGGAGAAAGGAGUGAGGGAAACCCCACUGGUUGGUGGGGAAAAUGAGGAUGAGGGGGGAAAUCAUGAACAUGGGGAAAAUUCUCCCCCUUUUCCCCUGGAGAAACCUGCCUUAAAAGAAACACGAUCUAUCAGUUCUUCAUUUUUCAGAUCCCCUAAGAUGAUACACAAGCUUGAGACCAGCGAGAAAAGAACAAAAAGAAUUUUAAGAAAAACUAAUUCUUGGCAUCAGGCAACUCAACAGGAUGAUCCGAGGGCAUCUUUCUCCCUCUUCUCUCCGGCAGGAUCUAUAGAUCUUUUAUCAGGAAUCAGAAAGCAUCUAAGUAAACUGGAUUUAAACAUGUUGGAAGAUUAGAAAACAACAGAGGAAUAAA
Messenger RNA from Eurytemora carolleeae, 1575 nucleotides. RefSeq lists its product as uncharacterized. The record is from RefSeq and is a predicted model, not a curated record. NCBI's taxonomy places the organism in Eukaryota, Metazoa, Arthropoda, Copepoda, Calanoida, Temoridae. Bases 42 to 1556 code for a protein of 504 amino acids. The transcript has 14 exons.